Molecule: messenger RNA, 1770 nt
Organism: Aspergillus eucalypticola CBS 122712
Lineage: Eukaryota; Fungi; Ascomycota; Eurotiomycetes; Eurotiales; Aspergillaceae
Product: GTP cyclohydrolase I
Exons: 4
Coding region: 266-1276 (336 amino acids)
Biological process (GO): tetrahydrobiopterin biosynthetic process; tetrahydrofolate biosynthetic process
Cellular component (GO): cytoplasm
Molecular function (GO): zinc ion binding; GTP binding; GTP cyclohydrolase I activity
Source: RefSeq, a predicted model, not a curated record
CUUCGAAGGUCGGAGUCAUUCUUAGCUUUUUUGGUUUUUUACACUAAUCCUCUUCCUCCUUCCAGAAUCCUUUUCCCUCCUUCUGCUUACUGCCAUGUCUCUGACGCUGUAACCCUCUGUUCUCCUCUCUCACUUCCUUCAACCGUUCUUCAAUCCCCAAGGCGUUGCUUAACCUACUACUGUCUACGCCGCCAAUACCCACAUCUCCUCCAUCUUUCAGCUCCCUCUGCUCGCUUCCUACUUUUCUCCUCACACCAAAAUAAUCAUGGGCUCUGGAACGUCUCCCCCUCCUCCUGGCCCGAAGCCUAGGUCUGCCAUACCCUCUCAUAUGCUGAAUGGUGGCUCUCCUCUCCACGUCUCUACCAGCCCCUCUACCAGCUCGCGCGACGCUCGGGAGAGGGAAAGUCUCAACUCCUCCAUCCUUUCUUCGUUCACUCCUCGCAUCCCGGUGGAGUUCAACUUGCCUGCCUCUGCCUCUCACCCUUCCGGGGAGUCUUUGGUAGAUGAUACCCCCCGGGGGUCUACCUCUGCAAAGCCGACAUUGAACGAUCCUCCCCGCGACCCGAGAGAUGAGGCCGGUGCAUUGACCCCGCCUGCGACUGUCAGCAGACCAGCAAGCCCUUACACUCUUUUCCCUCCAAUUGACUUCGAUGGACUGAGUUGGCCUUGCCCCGGUACCAGGGAGCGACUGGAGUCGUCGCCCGAAGAGACAGAGGAGCGCAUCAAGAAGCUCGCAGGAGCUGUUCGGACGAUUUUGGAGUGUGUUGGAGAGGACCCGGAAAGAGAGGGCCUGCGCGAGACCCCAGAGAGAUAUGCCAAGGCCAUGCUCUACUUUACCAAGGGCUAUGAGGAGAAUGUCCGGGAUCUUGUCAAUGGUGCGGUCUUCCAUGAGGAUCAUGACGAGCUGGUGAUUGUCAAGGAUAUCGAGGUGUUUUCGCUGUGCGAGCACCAUAUGGUUCCCUUCACUGGAAAGAUGCACAUUGGCUACAUCCCUGAUCGCCGUGUGCUUGGCCUCUCCAAGUUGGCUCGUCUGGCGGAAAUGUUCUCUCGUCGUCUCCAGGUGCAAGAGCGCUUGACCAAGCAAGUCGCUCUGGCUAUUUCUGAGGUUUUGAAACCCCGUGGUGUUGGUGUUGUCAUGGAGUCGUCCCAUCUUUGCAUGGUGAUGCGAGGUGUGCAAAAGACUAGCAGCACUACCACGACCAGCUGCAUGCUUGGCUGCAUGCGGUCGAGCGCGAAGACCCGGGAGGAAUUCCUGACUCUGCUGCACCGCCGAUAAUUUUCUCAUGCCUACUCAACUUCCUUACGACACUUACUAUUUCUUACCCCCCUCGAUUUAACAGUGGAUGGUAUUUUUGUUUCACGGAGUUUUGGCGGUCACCUUUCAACAGGUUCUUGGAUUGGCAUUCUAUUUUACGCCGCGCGGACGGAGUGUUCUUUUGCGUUUGGACUGUCUUGGCUUUGAAAAUACUACUUGUAUAGAUAUAUUCUGUCCUGCGAUUGCGAUGCACCGAUUAUCGUCAUCUGCUACCCUCGCUCGUUUGUUUCGAUCAAUAACGGGAAAUGAAUUAGGGCAGGCGGGCGGCUCUUGCCGUACACCUCGGCUACAAAAUUUGGCGCUGUGUCGAGGUUGAUUCAACAUUUGUUUUAAUAUCUUCUCAACUGGAUAUAGGGAUAUGUGGGAUGUCUGGACGACGUUAUGCUGUGGAAUUCUUAUAGCAAACAGCUAUGUAUAUUCGAGAUAAGAUCAAUCUCAACAAUUGACUAUUCAGC